Rhizoctonia solani is the source of this 2652-nucleotide messenger RNA. Its product is annotated as GATA type zinc finger. The transcript has 7 exons. The coding region runs from base 1 to 2652 and encodes 883 amino acids. Lineage: Eukaryota; Fungi; Basidiomycota; Agaricomycetes; Cantharellales; Ceratobasidiaceae. Gene Ontology annotation, biological process: regulation of DNA-templated transcription. Gene Ontology annotation, molecular function: sequence-specific DNA binding; zinc ion binding. The record is from RefSeq and is a predicted model, not a curated record.
AUGUCGGUAUUCUCAGCAUCGUCGCUUUCGGUCUCAGAUAUUUCUUUGGGUCGCAAAGUCAAGCCCCUUCCAAAACGCCAAGUAACUGUGUUGAAAAAGUCGGAUGCGGGGGGCGGUAUUGCCACAACAAACCCACUCCUCGCGAUACCCGCCUAUUACCACCCUAUAAGUAAAGGGAGAACAGAUGGGCUGAAACAAGAGUUCACCGUCAUCCCAACUCGCUCCCGUAAUCCAAACAAGCAGUUAUCGUUUCCGGCCCGGUCGCGAGUCACGGAUUAUGCUGAUGGAGAAGGCGAUUACACUGAUCAUCUUCAACAACCUAAUAAUACCAAAAAGAGAAAGGUUCCGACCGUCGCCACCACAUUUGUUCGGGAAUCCAAUUUUACCCAAGACGGCGUCGACUUGAUUGAUGAAGAUUCUUCUCAAGACUCUCAAACAGUUCUAUCAGCGAACAUCGUCAAUAACAAGGGGCUUCAUAGCAUACAAGAGUCCAAUCAUCGGCGAAUUGUCGUGCGUCGAAAACCGGUUUCCCUUGUGACAAUAGCUACUCUGCGCCUCAAGGAACUGAUGGAAGCACGUCGCAAGAUCGUAGGCUUUGCCAUACGUGACAACAUUGACCCUUUGGCUUUAGAAUUUGUUCUUUCUGUACCGUUUGCCCGCCCCCCUAUUCGACCUCCCCUCCGUGCAUGGUCCUAUGGACCCAAACUUCGACGCCGCCCACUUAGUCGUGCACAACCAUCUCUCUGGAGAGAACCUUGCUUUUCCAGUAAAUUCACAUUCUCCGUCCCGAGUCCUAUCAGCGAGAGAUACUCUACAGCCAAGAAGACGGCAUCGAGUUUAAAACUACGCCUCCAGUCUGAAUUGGCUCGUCAAGUAGCUAUCGCCGCAGAGGCGACUCUCAGAACUACAUCGAAGCCUCAGAACAACUUGGACACGGAGCGAAAGAAGAUUGACUAUGAAUCUGUUUACGAUAAGCCUUUCAAGAAGUCAAUCAAAUCAAAAAAGAAGAAACGGUCUACUCUGGCAAACGCAUCCAACCCACACCAUCUACGUAACUAUAUUCCUUCGCGUGUAUCACACUCAGGAGGCCACUCAGUAUCGUCGGGUCACGGUCGGUCUCAGGGCAGCAGCUCGCUAGCCCCUCUACCGCUGAAAUUUCUCUCAGCGGCUCUUCCCCCCCACCGAAAAGGGCGCCCGUCAACCGCGGAGAGCUUAGGAUCUAUCCUGAUUCACCCAGAAACCGAGUGGAUUUGUCCUCUUUGCGAGUAUAGUUUAUUUUAUGGUGAUGAAGUAGCAAUGCAACGCGCAACAAGGAGUAGGCGGAAGGUGCUAAUACGUCGACGUAACGCUCGAGAACGGGCUGCUGCUGCCGCAAGUGGGGGUACUGGAUCUAAGAACCAAGAUACGUUUGAUGACCAAAACGAAGGUGAAAGCGAAGAUGACGAUGAAUCAUUUGGCGACUACGAUGGUCUCGCUCCCGGUGUGUCUCUUCCUCGAGAAAUCGCCACGGCCAGUGUUCAGAAUGAUCGAGGCUCUGCCCAUCCUCAUGAAGAGGAAUACUCAGAUACAUAUCAGACAUCUACCACCAAUCCAAGCUCAUCCCAACACCAUCUACAACCAUUGUCGUAUCCACCUCAAUCCACAUAUUACGCUCCCUUUAACCAACCUACUGCGCGACGGGACAUGGCUCAAAUCCCUUAUCAAUAUCAACCAUACUCUCCCAUUCCGGGCCCGUCCACUUCUCAAUUAGCCGAAGGCCCCCAUCCAACAUCCCCUUAUGUCGGUAACUAUGGAAUUCCAAGCCAGCCUGCCCUGGGCUCUCAUCGGAGCGACCCUUUCUAUUAUGCACAGCCAGCACCGUCCCCAACAGUACCGACGGUAACAGAAGGGUCAUAUGGUCGCCAAUAUAUGCCAUUCCCACAAACACACAUGGGGCUUCCGUAUUCCGAGGCUAGUCAGCCUGCUUCGUCCCCGCUUUCUAUAGCUCCUCCUCCAGACCAGACAAUUGACGACCCUCAUACACGUGAAGAGGUUGACUAUGGCUCGAUUGCGAGCAGCUAUCGACAUAUCAUCACAACUGUAUCACAGGCAUCACCCUCACCCUCGGCUGAUUCACCUGGGCACUCAUUUGAACCACCAGUCGUCGAAGAUAUGCUUCAUCGAGCAGUGGAGGGGCUUAGAUACUUGGACCCAACAAGAGCCGAACAAUACCCUUAUACGAGUGAUUUCAGCGCUCAAUCGAUUGCAUCGGGAGCAGUGGGACCGGAGGGCUCAUCCGAGACAGUAUUCGUGCGGUACUACGAAGAUGGAAAGACCGAGGGCAAUCCAAUGAAAAAGAAGAAGCGCGAGCGUAAAGGCGCCACACAAUGUGCGAGUUGUCAUGCGACAUCAACUCCGGAGUGGAGACGCGGUCCGCUUGGCCCACGAACAUUGUGUAAUGCUUGCGGUUUGGUAUAUGCGAAGUUGAUGAAAAAGCGUGCCAAAGAAGAGGAAAAGCUAUCACCCGGAGGCUCACCACGCCGUGCUCGUCCAAAAGGGAAAUCCCGAGAAGUAACGGAAGAAAGCGAGGAGGAUCGAGAACAAGGUAGUGAUGAUACACUGCCGCCUAUGGCUGGUCCAUCCGGGAUGUCGGGUGGAGGCUAUCCGCCAUAG